AAUGGACAUCCAAGCCCGCUUAUAGUGUGGAAUCGGUCAGCAGCCAAAGCCCAACAACUUUCUGGUGUGAUGGUAGCAGAGACGUUUGAAGAGGUCGCUCAGCAAAAAAAGAAAACCAUUAUCUGUGAGAUGAGCACCAUCGCUCCUAAACUUACCUUUGAUCUUCAUACCCAAGCGACUGAACUCGGCGAUGGCCUUCUAGCGACAACAAUCUUCGGUCUUCCAUCAAAAGCCCACGCAGCAAAAUUGAUUAUUAUCAAAGCUGGCGAUAUCAAGCUGAGAGACAUCGUAAGCCCAUACCUCAUCCCAGCUAUGGGUAACAAAACAAAUAAGACCUUACUGCUUGGCGUGUGCUUAAACACAUCCUUGGUUGCUUAUGUGAACAAAAUGGCUGCAGGUGAAUAUACAAAAAUCUCCUUCCGUGUUGCGGGAGUUAAGAAGGACCUUAAACAUAUUAUCGAGCUUGGUGCCGAAUAA
Umbelopsis ramanniana AG is the source of this 477-nucleotide messenger RNA. RefSeq lists its product as uncharacterized. The transcript has 4 exons. Gene Ontology annotation, molecular function: oxidoreductase activity, acting on the CH-OH group of donors, NAD or NADP as acceptor; NADP binding. Lineage: Eukaryota; Fungi; Mucoromycota; Umbelopsidomycetes; Umbelopsidales; Umbelopsidaceae. The annotation marks the transcript as partial. The record is from RefSeq and is a predicted model, not a curated record.